Molecule: messenger RNA, 3475 nt
Organism: Hemicordylus capensis (graceful crag lizard)
Lineage: Eukaryota; Metazoa; Chordata; Lepidosauria; Squamata; Cordylidae
Gene: MYO1G
Product: myosin IG
Exons: 22
Coding region: 34-3063 (1009 amino acids)
Biological process (GO): vesicle transport along actin filament; actin filament organization
Cellular component (GO): microvillus; myosin complex; cytoplasm
Molecular function (GO): microfilament motor activity; ATP binding; actin filament binding
Source: RefSeq, a predicted model, not a curated record
GAGCGGCUGGGCCUCGCGCCUUCACCGGGCAGCAUGGCUGAGCAGGAGAGCUUGGAGUUUGGGAAGGCGGAUUUUGUCCUCCUGGACCAGGUGACCAUGGAGGACUUCAUGGACAACCUGAAGCUGAGGUUCGAGAAAGGGCGUAUCUACACCUACAUAGGGGAGGUGGUGGUCUCCAUGAACCCCUACAGGCAGAUGGAGCUCUACGGAAAGGAAAUGAUUGAACAGUAUCGGGGCCGAGAGCUGUAUGAGAGGCCACCUCAUCUGUAUGCCGUGGCUGAUGCAGCCUACAAGGCCAUGAAACGCCGGGCCAAAGACACCUGCAUUGUUAUCUCUGGGGAAAGCGGAGCUGGAAAGACCGAAGCCAGCAAGUACAUCAUGCAGUAUAUUGCUGCCAUCACAAACCCCACGCAAAGGGCAGAGGUGGAAAGGGUGAAGAACGUUUUGCUCAAGUCCAACUGUGUCCUGGAGGCCUUCGGCAACGCCAAGACCAACCGCAACGACAACUCCAGCCGCUUUGGCAAGUACAUGGACAUCAACUUUGACUUCAAGGGGGACCCCACCGGGGGCCACAUCAACAACUACCUCCUGGAGAAGUCUCGGAUCCUCCAACAGCAGCCAGGAGAAAGGAACUUCCAUGCUUUCUUUCAGUUGCUCCUAGGGGCCUCCAACGCUUCACUGGACUCCCUCCACCUCAGCAGAGACCCUGCAACUUACAGGUUCAUCAGAGAAGGUGCCAGCAACAAUUCUGUGGGCAACGAUAAAGCCAACUACCAGGCUGUUGCAGAUGCCAUGAAGGUGAUCGGCUUCAGUCCAGAGGAGAAGGACUCCGUGUACAAGAUCCUGGCGGCCAUCUUGCACUUGGGCAACGUGAACUUCGUCACCACCCAGGAGGCCAUGGAGAUCGAAAACAGUGAGCUGGUUGCCUAUCUAGCCGAGCUGACCUCCACUGACCCAGAGAGUCUCCUUAACGCACUCCUGUUCCGGACAGUUGCCACCGGAGGCGGGGAUGUCAUCCAGAAGGACCACAGCACCAGUGAGGCCAACUACGCGAGGGAUGCCUGCGCCAAGGCCAUCUAUGAGCGGCUUUUCUGCUGGAUUGUGGAACGUAUCAACAAAGUAAUUGAGGUGAAGAACUACGAUGCCCGAAUCCAUGGCAAGAAUACUGUGAUCGGCGUCCUCGACAUCUAUGGUUUUGAGAUCUUUGACAACAACAGCUUUGAGCAGUUCUGCAUCAACUAUUGCAACGAGAAGCUGCAGCAGCUGUUCAUUGAGCUGAUCCUGCAACAGGAGCAGGCCGAAUACCAGCGCGAGGGCAUUGAAUGGCAACACAUUGAAUACUUCAACAACCAAAUAAUCGUGGACCUGGUGGAAGAACCACACAAGGGCAUCAUCGCUGUCCUGGAUGAGGCCUGCCUGACGGUGGGGAAUGUCACCGACACCCUCUUCCUGGAGUCCAUGAACACCCGACUCGGCAGGCAUCCCCACUACACCAGCAGGAAGGUCAACCCUACUGACAAAUCCAUGGAGUUUGGUCGGGAUUUCCGGAUCAAGCACUAUGCUGGGGACGUGACGUAUUCUGUGGAGGGCUUUCUAGACAAGAACAAGGACACCCUCUUCCAGGAUUUCAAGCGACUGAUGUAUAACAGCACAGACCCCGUCCUCCAGGAAAUGUGGCCCGAGGGCAAGCAGAGCAUCACCGAGGUGACCAAGCGGCCCCUGACAGCGGCUACCCUCUUCAAGAACUCCAUCGUGGCCCUGGUGGAGAACCUGGCUUCCAAGGAGCCGUAUUAUGUCCGCUGCAUCAAACCCAAUGACCAGAAGUCGCCACUCCUCUUCGAUGCUGAGCGGUGCUGCCACCAGGUGGCCUACCUGGGCCUGCUGGAGAACGUCCGGGUCCGGCGGGCUGGUUUCGCCUACAGGCAGCCUUAUGACCGCUUUCUGCUCCGGUAUAAGAUGACCUGUGAGUACACGUGGCCCAACCACCUGAUGGCCACAGACCGCGAGGCCACGCAGGCCCUGAUCGAGCACCACAGAUUCCAGAGCGAUGUGGCCUAUGGGACGAGCAAGAUCUUCAUCCGCACUCCCCGGACGCUCUUCUCCCUGGAACAGGAGCGUGCCCAGCUGGUCCCCAUCAUCGUGCUGCUGUUGCAGAAGGCCUGGAGGGGAGCCCUGGCCCGUAAGCGCUGUCGCAUCCUGCGGGCCGUCUACGCCAUCAUGGCUCACUACAAGCGCUACAAGGUGAAGAUCUACCUGAUGGAGUUGGUUCAGCGCUUCCAGGCGGUGCGCAGCACGCCCGAUUACGGCAAGAGCGUGGCGUGGCCGCAGCCGCCAGCCGUGCUGGAGCAGUUCCACGAAAACAGCAAACUCAUCUUCCGCAGGUGGCGAGCCAGGCAGAUUGUGAAGAACAUCCCGCCGUCCGAUAUGGAGCAGAUCACGGCCAAGGUGGCAGCCCUGGGCGUCCUGCAAGGGCUGCGGAAGGACUGGGGCUGUUGCAGGGGCUGGGGCCGGAACUACCUGGUGUCGGCAGGUGAAAACCCUUCCAUGGCCGAUCAGUUUGCCAAGAGGGUGGCGGCCCUGAAAGAGAAGGUCCACUUCCGUUCGGUGCUGUUCUCCUGCCACGUCCGCAAGAUAAACCUAUGUAACAAGAGCACAGACCGAGCCCUUCUCAUCACAGACCAGCACCUGUACAAGAUGGAACCUAGGAAACAGUACAAGGUCAUGCGAGCCAUACCUCUGAACAUGGUGACCGGGCUCAGUGUGACCAGCGGCGAGGACCAGCUGGUGGUGUUCCACAUCCAGAACCACGGCCUGGUAGUCUGCCUCCACAAGAUGCCGCUGGGAAAUGACAACCGGGUUGGAGAGCUGGUGGGCGUGAUGGUGGAGCACUUCAGAAGGACGAAGCGGGAAGAGCUGCAGGUGCAGGUGUCGGACUGUAUCCAGGUCAGCCUCAAAGGCAGGAAGAGGCUGGUGACCGUCGAGAGGCACAGCCAGCAGCAGGACCCAUUGCCCGACUUUGCCAAGAGCCGCGACGGCUUUGUGCUCUACUGCCCGAGGAGAUGAGCAGGGAGGGGGCUGCCCUUGAGAUCGACGGGAUGCAGAUAAUCGGAUCACGGAGAGAGACUUCUUGAGACGCGCUGCAUUGCACUUUUUAGUGGGGUGUGGGUGGGGGGUUAAACUGGGCUCGCUUUUAGCUGACUGGGAGGGAGGACAAGCUGUUCACCCACGUCCAAGAGAAAUGGCUCCCUCAGUCCCAGUGCUAUGGCAGCAAAGGUCUGCACACGGAAACCUGCAGUUCAGGGCAGGCACCAAGAAACAGACAAACAAACGCCAGGCUGCGGGCUCUUUCUCAUGUACAUGCAGGUACUUCUUCCUUCUGGAGCCUUAAAGCCGUGAGAGGUUCUGGGCUGCCUUCACAGGCUUGGUGUCCUCUGGAGGCAAAUGUUCUUCAUAAUAAACUUUGUUCACAAAUGCA